AUGGCCACGGAACAGCGUACACCGGCAACAGCGGCUCCCACAGGAGCCAGCCAUCGUCGUACCAGCAGCGGUAUAUCUGACGAUGCUGCCAAAUCGGCACAUGAGUUCAUGGUUGGCAGUAUGCGACGCUCGAGCAGCGGUGUCACAGAUGAGGCUGCCCAAGCUGCUCACGACUUUAUGCAAACGUCCAAAGCCACCGGCCCUGGGUUGAGUGACGAUCUCACCGACAAGGCUCACAAGUUCCUUGACGGGCCUGCGACACACCGCGAGAGUCACAGCAAGUAUUUGCCAGACGUGACUUUGCCUGGAGUCACAGACGAGAUUGCAGAAGAAGCGUUGGAGUUCGUGGAAGGGGCCGAGAAGACGAACAAGGCAUGA
Molecule: messenger RNA, 378 nt
Organism: Capronia coronata CBS 617.96
Lineage: Eukaryota; Fungi; Ascomycota; Eurotiomycetes; Chaetothyriales; Herpotrichiellaceae
Exons: 1
Coding region: 1-378 (125 amino acids)
Source: RefSeq, a predicted model, not a curated record